AAGCCAAAAGGCAUUUUACACGCAAAAGUAGGCAAAGAGGUCUCUUCUAUCGGAAACCGAUAUUUUUUAUCAAUUCUAAAUAUAAAGAAAUCAAAACACGCCGUCUUAUCGAAAAAGCAUUAUUGUUUAUUGGGUCGUAGGUCCCAUUUUUAUCUGUACCUACGUAGACGGGGCUAACGACUUGGAAUCUUUCUUGGUUCUAGAAAGUCUUUCGACGCGGAAAACUUAUUACUUUAUUAAAAUAUCUUCAUCUUUUACAACAAAGAUAGAAAUUCUACGAUAAUAUUAUUUAAGACCAAGAAUAAUUUAAGAAGAAGUUAUUAUUCUAUUCAACUUUGGCUAUUAUUCUCAUUAAAAAUGAUCUUGGCCAUUACUAAUAAACCCAUGGUUUGAUAACGUUCUUACUAAUACGUAUUAUGAAUUAAUAUUGAACAUCGGUAUUUAAUAAAAGAAAAUAAAUGAACUACGGUAUUUGCGUACAUAAUAUCGGACAUAAAAACUUAUAGGAAUAUUUCUCGGAUGAAGUAUUUAUCAUAUGACAAAACGUCGGCUCACAUUGUUUACAUAGAUGUAGGUAUUGUGUAUAUUAAGAUCCUUCAAAUAUUGCGCUAUGUGGUAUCAAAGGCAUUCCUUAGUGAUCUAGUCACGUAUUGCCCUAUAGACGUUCUUCAUUUAUUUACAUUCCGUCGAGGAAAACGUGGCUUUCUUGUAAUGUAAAUACGUAUAAAUCUAGGCAAGAAACAUUUUGGAGUUUUGUUUACCACUUGUAAUGACACUGCCCUAAUUCAAUAAGUCCUAAGGUUUGUUUAAGCGAAGCGGUGGUGGGACUCGGCUCCAAUUUCCUCUCGAUUCAUCCUAUUUCCCUUCCUAGCCGAGCGACGCCUUCCACCUCUGAGAUGCAUUUGCUCACGUGGAAUCGAAAACGAACCGCUUAGCUGCCUCACACAGGAACAUGUAGACUUUCUUUUAAGAAAAUUCGACCAUAAUAUAUUCUGAACAUUGAAUUGGCCUAGAAAAUUGGGUCGCGCAGGCAAAGUUAACAUGUUCCGUCGAGGUAUUCCUUUGCCUCCCGCCCACUGGUGUGCACAUAAGCCGUCUUAUGCCCAAACCAGUGGAGCACGACCUCCGCUAACGAAAACUUUUCUUCUUUCCAGUAAAGUGAUAAGUGUAACUCAAAGUAUAUUUUUGAUGUAAACUAAUUAUCAAUUUCAUUCCGUCGAAGUACAAAGUAUACAUUUAAAAAGUGUUGAAAACAGAUAUAAAUAGAUUUAAAAAGUGAACUUAAAAUAAACAAUAUGACGUGUUGAAAAAUCAGUGAGAUAAAAUGACUUUAGUGAGAACUGUCGGUGACACAGGACUGUUUCGAGUCGAAAGUGUGAACAAUAAAACGAUAUGGGAUGACUCAUAGUGAAAAAUGUUAUGUGCAACCCACUAUCCGAUCCGAAGAUGAUGCGCGAUAUCCACGACAAUGCUGGGGGAGGCGCAAGCGGCGGGAUGGAGGAAAGCGAGGACGGCGGGAAUGGGGUUGCAGAGGUCGAUAUGGACGACUGCGGCUCCCUCGCGCUUCCUCCUGACCUGCCCCCCUACUCCGGCGACUACAUCAUCAGCGACUACAUGGAACGCCUUGGCACACGUCUCAACAUUCUCGAAACAGAACUGAAAUAUGCUUGGCGAGCACUCGAUCUGCUCAGUCAAGAAUAUGUCAGGAUGUGGGAACGACUUGAGAGGUUGGAGACGUUACUUGCCGAUCAACAGGGUGUAAUAUCAACUUUACUGGAUUUUUACACAUGCCGAACUGUCAGCGCCAGAGAUCCCAUCACUCGAUUAGAAGUGAUCAGAGAAAUAUUAGGAAAUGGUACUGUCGAAGAUGGCAUAGAAGAAGGUUUAGAUAUUGGACGGAGUCAAGUAUUGUUAGAACACCAGGAAGAGAUUAUGGAAUCAAACGAAGCAUUUUAUAAAAGCUUAAAUCAAGCCUAUCGUGAUGAUUUAGUAUGCGAUGAAACAUCUAGGCCACCAUCACAGUUAGAUAUGAUAUGGGAAGCUCCUGAAGAACCAGAUAUAGAAAUGAUGCCAACCAGCUCUAGGCAAAUAUACAGUUCAUCAGACUAUAAAGACUAUUGUGGAUUAAAAGGUGGACCUGUAAUUAGCGAAAGAGAUUUGGUGCAUUUAUCUGCUUUAAGUACUAUAGAUCAAAUAACAGUAGAUAAAUUACAUGAAUUAGAUAGAUUGACAACCCAAUUACACAAAGAUUCCAGAGAGUUAAAAGACUUGAAAACGAGGCUUCUUAGUCCUGAAACAAAACUAUCAAAACACGACAGGGAAAUAGAAGCAAAAGCUCUGGUUGAAGACGGUAACAUUAUAAAUGAACAAUUAAAAAGCGUCUAUUCAGGCGGCGACAAUUGGGCCAUUAACGAUAUGAUGAAAAGCUUUGAUGAUUUCAUGUUAACUGCGCCUAAAGAUUCCAUUGUAAGAGAGAAAUCCCCAUCUAGGUUGUCACUUACUGAUAAUGUUACAGAUAGAAAUUUAGAUUAUUUGCCACCAACUCUUUCUCCUCGUCGUAAGUUUGUACCAGAAAGAACUACAACGGAACCUUACACGACUGUAACUGGGCGCCUUGCAUAUAGUUCGGCGGUUGCCAAUGCUGAAAUAAAUGCUGCCAAAGCAUCUAAAUCACCUAGUGCUCUUUCAAGAGAAAGAUUUGAAUAUAGCUCUCCCUAUCAAAUUACUGACACUUCCAGACAAAACUAUUUUUCUAAUAAAGGCUUAUCUCAGCCUUUAAACGAGAUUUAUAAAUCAGGUUCAGAGCAACAUUCUCCCUUGUCAAUUCAUGAAAUAUACAACGGACCUAGUGCUAACGAAUUAAGUUACGAAGAUAACAGGCUAAGAAAAUCCCCAAGUCCCCCGCCGCCGGCGCCACCAAAUGGGACAGACGGGUUUCCGUCUAUAGAGAAUAACAACGAACUAGUUGCUCAUCAGCCUAUGCUUUCUACGAGUGGUGCAAUGCCACACGAUAGUAUGCGUCUAAGUCCGAGGUCUCCAAAAUCACCAAAAACAUCACCUAAACAUGUAAAGAGGGAUUCUGCAAAUAUUGUAGCUGCAAAAUCUGAUUCUGGAUUAUCAUCAAUGAGCGGAUGGUCUAGUCUAGAAAAAAGUCCAGGAUCACCUAAAACUGGAAGAAUAACACACGGAAGUCAUGAUUCUCAUAAAAUGCGUGAUCCUUCUCCGCAGCCAAUCCAAAGAAUGUCGUAUGAAAUGGAUUCAAAACCAUAUAUAGAAACACUUGUCGACUCUUAUCUUUAUGAAGGUGCAAACUUAAAGAGCGAUUACAACUUACGAAAAACAGAUCAUAUGACAAAAGAAAUCAGCUCAAGAGAUUUGAGCAAAUUGCAAGGGAAAGUAGACAGUGAUUACAUAAAAAGUGAUAUACCAUAUUCGGUUACAGAUCAAAUGACUCAAAUCAGCAAUAUUGGAGAAUACUAUUAUGGUAACGAAGCUCCUUCAAUAUAUUCUGUAGCUGGUAAUAGGCAACCAAUAUUCACAACUGUGUACAGUACUCCCAGAGGAAUGUUGUCCGAAGAUAGAAGUUUUUCCGAAUUAUUAGAUAGAAAUGAAAUUUCAGAAUCUAUUGCGAGACCCGCAGUAGAUUCUUAUCCGCCAGAACCUAGUUAUCAUGCACAGACUGUAGUCAUGUCGGCGGCGAAUGCCAAUAAACGUCCUCUUACUAGGGCUAAUACGAUGGGCUCCAAUGAUCCACAUUUUUAUCAAAAUGGUUAUAAAGGACCCCGAGCUGGGUAUCCUCCUGGUAAUCUAACUGAUGCUCUUUCAUACUACCCAACGUCUACGAGAUAUGAUUCACCUAAACGAACAUCUUUGGAAGAUCAGAUCUCAUGGCAAGGGGGUAGCAGAUCUCCAACCAGUUCAAUGGAAACAUCGAGCUUGAAAUCGCGUUCACUAAGUAUAACUGAAAGAAAACAAUUUCAAAAUCAAUUACAACAAGAAUAUUUUAAACAGCAACAAUAUGAUCAACGAAAUGGUAAUGUUAUGUAUGAGAAUCAAGGAUUCGAAAAACAAGCAGGGCCCGAACACAAUAAAAUGAGAAAAGAGCAAUACGUAGAAUCAAGUGGAAUACUAGUGUCAGAGUCUGGGUAUUUAUCGAUAUCUAACAAUUAUAAAGGCAAAACUCAAGAUAAACAACCCAAAAAACCAAAAAGGACCUCAUCGCUAAAGUCUGCUAUGUCAUCUAUGAGUCACUGGCUCCCAGAUUUGCAUUUGCCUAAGAAACAUAGAUCACAUUCAUUACCUUCAGGCGUAGAUACAGUGGAACAACCACAGCAGGAAAAGUCUCUAAAAGAAAGAAUAUUAUCUGCACAGAGGAGGAAAAAGAAGUAUCAUUUGGUGGCUUCGAUGUCAGGUCUGCUACAAAAAGCGAGAAGAAAGCAGCAAGCCAGUCAUCAAUCACUUUCUGAUCCAGAAACAUCAGAAACUGAAUGGUCUGGAGGUAGAUCUAGCGCUCAAUCAGAGGACAGUGAUAGUGUAUUUUCCGACUCGACGCAUGAAGGUAACAUGUUUCCUAAAGUAGCUCCUAAACCUAAGAGAAAAAUAAACAACCAAGAAAUUGUGGAACAACAGAUGAUGAUACAAGAACGAAUACAAGAGCAAGGAAUAGAAUACCGAGACGAUGAUACUGAAUGUAUUAUAGAAGAAAAUGAGAAGCUCGCUGCGCCUAAUAAUGUUAUACCGAGAGAUAAAAGUGAUGACAUUGAUUUUCAUUUUGCUCGUGUAAGUCAAAUGAAAAAAGAUAACAUACCAAAGUUGGAAAAAUUGGAUAUUGACACUGAUAUAUCUAACGUUGACCUGUUCGAAGAAGAUGAAAAGGGAGAUAAUCAAUCUCCUGGUUCUCUCUUUGCUACAAUAGGUGAUGUUAAAAAAUCGUCAAAUGUCUCAGAUGAAGGUUUAAGUGAAAGUAAUAAAUCUUACAGCGGAAGCUCGCAAGAAUUUGCAGUUUCUAGAGCACUAGGAAAAUAUCGGCUACGAAAGUCAACGUCCGUCUCAGAUGAACAUAUAAAUGAUAUUUCACCUCCGAAAACAGAGAGUGAACAACAAGAUGAAAUUAACGAGGAAUUUGUUAACCAACAAAAAGAAAAGAGGGUUCGUAAGCCAAGUCCCCCCGAAGUUGUUAGCUCAAUACCACUCCCAGAGGACUCUAAUACUCUGCCUGAAAGGAGUCCAUCUAUACAAAGUACUCGUGGCUUACCAAACAAGUUUCAACCCCGACAUCAGCAAAGUUUGGAAAUACCAAACAAACAUGACGAUGAUGACAGUAGAAGUACCCAUUCUUGGAGAAGUGGUUCUCGAGUAUCGUCAAGACGACAAAGUACUGAAGACAGCAUUGAUUCUGAAGAUGAAUGGUAUUGUUAUGAACUGAGGAAAUUAGAAGAAAUGGAGCAUCAGUCUCAACUGGAGGCUGAGAGACAACAGACCUUGCCAGAAGAGCCAGAAAUGGAAGAAAUCGAUGAGGACACAGGUGAAAACUUGAAAGAAAAAAUGUCGUAUGUCUUGAGAGAGCUUAAACUUAAAACAGCGACUACGAAGCAAAAGUACGACGAAUCUCCAGUCAAAGAGACUUGGAAAGAUAUCACAACUUUCCCUGUGAUUGAAGAAACGGUAGACGAUAUUGAGGAUAGGUUAUCUGACGAUGACAAAUCGUUUGAAGAUUCAGGUUCAGGUGAAACGUCUGGGCCCGACAGUCCAGUGCAGAGUGGCGAUGAACUUGAUGAUGACUAUGAUAUGCCGCAAAUCCAUCAAGACCCAGUGCCCCUUGAGGAGCCUCCGCCGCAGCAAGAUGCUCCUGUUGGCAGCAAGUGGAAGCUGCUCAAAGCUUUGAAAGACCGUAAAGCUGAAGAGAAGACAUCGGAGACUCCAGCAGCCACGACACCCUCGACCGAGAAGGACAAAGUCAGCGCUGGUAAUGGCUCCGGAGGCUUCAACGAGCAAGGUGGAAGAGGAAAUGGGCACCCCAGUGAUAAUCCGUUCUACAGUAACAUUGACAGCAUGCCUGACAUCAGACCAAGAAGAAAAUCCAUCCCUCUCGUAUCAGAACUUACAAUGGCUGCUACGAAGAGGAAUGCAGGUUUGACAUCAGCUGUGCAUCGGGCUACGUUGAAUGACGAGGAAUUGAAAAUGCACGUAUACAAGAAAACGUUGCAAGCCCUCAUCUACCCAAUAUCGUCGACCACGCCCCAUAACUUCGUACUUUGGACGGCGACUUCGCCCACUUAUUGUUACGAGUGUGAAGGGCUCCUUUGGGGCAUCGCCAGGCAAGGUGUAAGGUGCACAGAAUGUGGUGUCAAGUGCCACGAAAAGUGCAAGGAUUUGCUCAAUGCUGACUGUCUGCAGAUGUGUUUCGCAGGGGCGGCCGAAAAGUCUUCCAAACAUGGCGCCGAAGAUAAAGCCAAUUCCAUCAUCACAGCUAUGAAGGAACGAAUGAAACAACGCGAACGAGACAAACCCGAGAUAUUCGAACUUAUCAGGCGGACUUUUAACGUCGACCCAGACACUCACAUUGACAGUCUAGAACAGGCCAAGCAAGUCACUAUAGAAGGAACAUCAAAGUGGUCUUGCAAGAUCGCCAUUACAGUUAUCUGUGCUCAAGGCCUCAUCGCGAAGGAUAAGAGUGGAACUUCAGACCCCUACGUUACCGUCCAAGUGAGCAAAGUGAAGAAGAGAACAAGAACUAUGCCUCAGGAAUUGAAUCCCGUUUGGAACGAAAAGUUUUACUUUGAAUGCCAUAAUUCGUCUGAUCGUAUCAAAGUGAGAGUAUGGGAUGAGGACAACGAUUUGAAAUCAAAAUUGAGACAGAAAUUGACGAGAGAAUCUGAUGACUUUUUGGGUCAAACGAUCAUCGAGGUACGAACUCUGUCAGGAGAGAUGGACGUCUGGUAUAACUUGGAGAAGAGAACAGACAAGUCGGCAGUAUCCGGAGCCAUUAGACUGCAUAUCAACGUGGAGAUCAAGGGAGAGGAGAAGGUGGCACCAUAUCACGUCCAGUACACCUGUCUUCACGAGAACUUAUUCCACUACCUUUGCGAGGAGAACAGCGGGGCGGUGACAUUACCAGUGGCGAGGGGUGAUGAUGCAUGGAAGGUGUACUUCAAUGAUAUUCCUGAGGAGAUCGUCGAUGAGUUCGCCAUGAGAUACGGCAUUGAAGCCAUUUAUCAGGCUAUGACACACUUCCACUGCCUCUCUACGAAGUACCUGUGCGCCGGAGUACCAGCUGUCAUGUCGACAUUACUCGCCAACAUCAACGCAUACUACGCUCAUACGACGGCUUCGUCUGCCGUGUCUGCCUCUGAUCGAUUCGCUGCUUCUAACUUUGGAAAAGAGAAAUUCGUGAAGCUCCUGGACCAGCUACACAACUCUCUGAGGAUAGACCUGUCGAUGUACCGCAACAACUUCCCCGCGUCCAGCGCGGAGAAGCUCAUGGAUCUCAAGUCUACUGUCGAUCUACUUACCAGCAUCACGUUCUUUAGGAUGAAGGUUCAAGAGCUAAGCAGUCCGCCCCGCGCCAGCACUGUGGUCAAAGACUGCGUGAAGGCAUGCCUUAGAUCAACAUAUCAGUUUCUAUUCGAGAAUUGUUAUGAGCUGUACAACAGGGAGUUCCAGGUGGAUCCUAACGAAGCUAAGCGAGACCCUUCAGACCAUGGGCCACAGUUGGAUUCAGUAGACUUCUGGCACAAGCUUAUUGCUCUUAUCGUAUCUGUGAUAGAAGAGGACAGGAACAGCUAUGCUCCUGUCCUCAACCAGUUCCCUCAAGAGUUGAAUAUUGGUCAGCUAUCGGCAGCGACGAUGUGGUCCCUAUUUGCAGUCGAUAUGAAGUAUGCCUUGGAGGAGCAUGAACAACAUCGUCUUUGCAAGUCUUCCGCCUACAUGAACCUACACUUUAAGGUGAAAUGGCUUCACACAAACUAUGUGAAAGAUGUUCCUCCAUACUGCGGAGCUGUUCCCGAGUACCCAGCCUGGUUCGAACCCUUCGUCAUGCAGUGGCUCAAUGAGAAUGAUGACGUGUCGUUAGAGUAUCUGAAUGGCGCCUUCAAUAGAGAUAAGAAAGACGGGUUCCAAAAAUCGAGCGAGCACGCCCUCUUCAGUUGUUCCGUGGUAGACGUGUUUACACAACUGACACAAUGCUUCGACGUGGUCUCCAAGCUCGAGUGUCCCGACCCUGAGAUAUGGAAGAGGUACAUGAAGAGGUUCGCCAAGACUAUCGUCAAGGUCCUCAUAGCAUACGCUGAUAUUGUGAAGAAGGAGUUCCCUGAACAUUUGAAGGAGGAACGGGUGGCCUGUAUCCUGAUGAACAACAUUCAACAACUGCGGGUUCAGUUGGAGAAGAUGUUCGAAGCUAUGGGCGGCACUAAACUCGAGAGGGACGCCGCUGACAUUCUUAAAGACCUGCAGAAUAGAUUGAACGGGACGUUAGAUGAUUUGGCGUCUAUGUUUGCUAUCAGUUUGGAGUCCCGUAUAACAGCCAGUGUGAAGGAACUGGGCGAGUUACUGCAGAAGGUGGGAGGUGGCGGCGCGCCGGGACAGCAGCAGCCGCCUGCCCAUCACGAGGCUGAUGAAGUGCUGAGGCCGCUUAUGGAUAUCUUGGAUGGCUCUCUCACAAUGUACGCUGAAUCCUGUGAAAAGACUGUACUCAAACGACUACUAAAGGAAUUGUGGAAGAUUGUGAUGAAGAUAUUAGAAAAGACUGUUGUGCUUCCGCCUAUGACUGAUAAAACGAUGAUGCUGAAGAACUUGACGAACAACGCUAAGAACUUGGCUGCUAACGCGAAGAUAGAGGAUAUGACGCAGCUAUUCAAGAGCACGGUGGGCAAGCAGGAUGUCAAGCAUGCGCUGUCCGGCGUCAUGGAUAUAUCGAAAGAGCACCUAUCAGCCGAAAAGAGCUUGACACCAAAACAAUGCGGAGUCCUGGACGCUGCUCUGGACACCAUCAAGCUAUACUUCCACGCUGGAGGCAAUGGUCUGAAGAAGGCUUUCCUAGAGAAGAGUCCAGAACUGCAGUCCUUGAGAUACGCUCUCAGUUUGUAUACGCAGACCACUGACACGCUCAUCAGGACUUUUGUCAGCUGUCAGCAGAAUCAAGACGCUGCAGUGGUGGAAGAGGGCAGCGUGGGUGAAGUGUCCUUACAAGUGGAUCUCUUUACACAUCCGAAUACUGGCGAGCAUAAGAUCACUGUCAAAGUGGUAGCAGCAAACGAUCUGAAAUGGGUGAUCCAAAGCGGCAUGUUCCGUCCGUUCAUCGAGGUUAACCUCAUCGGUCCUCACCUCGCAGAGAAGAAGAGGAAGUUUGCUACCAAGUCCAAGAGCAACAACUGGAGCCCUAAGUUCAACGAGACAUUCCACUUCAUGGUCAGCAACACAGAACAGCUGGAUCUGUUCGAGCUGCACGUGUGUGUUCGAGACUAUUGCUUCGCACGUGAAGAUAGGCUUGUCGGCGUCGCUAUCAUGCGUAUGACCGAAAUUGUUGAGCAGGGUGCCAUCGCGUGCUGGCUGCCUUUAGGCACCCGAAUCAAGAUGGACGAGACGGGCUGGACAAUACUAAGGAUAUUGUCCCAAAGGCACAACGAUGAAGUCGCUCGGGAGUUUGUCAAGCUCAAGUCUGAGAUGAGGACGGAAGCGCCGGCCGGAGCACAAGGGCCUGCGUGAGGAGUGUAGAUACACCCCUCGUGCCACACCACACACAACCCAUCAACUCCAAGACUGCGACUGGACUGACAGAUCCGGUUGUGAUGUCCCUAAGUAUUUCAAAUCAGUUUACAGUGCGCAAGCAGGACAGAAGCAUGUUCUGCACGAUGCGCACGAAAGAGACGAAGCCACUGCAACGGAGUAAGGAAGUGACAUGCGGCGCUCCGGCGGCUCCCGGUCAGUGCUCGUUCGUUUUGUUUCGUACAAUAUCGACGGCGAUACGUUUUUUGUAAAUAAAAUUUAUCUUUGUUAAGUUACGCGGAUAGUAGAAUAUUUUGCACAAAUUCGUAAACAUUAGCAGAAAAGACUGACCGUAGGCGGCCGGGCGCCGCGGCGUACGCGACUUAGGCAUCCAGCUCCUGCAUUCUCAUCUCAAGAGACACCUUGAACUUUCAAUCUACAUCAAUAAUUGAUUUUGCCUCCAAUGCUCCGUUAUCGUGUUUGUUGUCUUUGCUCCUUACAUUAUUUAUCGUUUAGCAGUUCCUUCCAGGCUGCCCAACUGCCCAACCACUAUUGCUGGGUACCUAAAUUCGCGAACGCAUCGUUGACCCACGAUUUAUGUAAUAAUAUUUAUAUGGACCAAACUGUCGUAAAUACGGAUGAAAUUAAUCCUUAAACAUUAAUAUUAAAAUGCAACAUAAUUAUUUAUCUAAUUAAUCAUCUACUCGUUAUACGUGUACAGUAAAUUAUAUGGCCUUAUGUAAAUUAUUUCCUUUGUUUGUUGGUUCCAUUGCUUCUGUCGAGUCGGUAAUGUGUACAAGUGUUAAGGAUGUUUCCUGAGUGUGACGAGGAAUGCGAUUCUAUUAUUUUAAUUUUGGUAAAUGCGUGGUGAAUAGAACUAUGCGAAUACAUAAAGCAUGAUCGUUUAGGUGAUGAGUGUUAUAUAAAAUGGAAUUAAUAUAGUCAUAGCCGUCGUUUGUUCUUGAAAUCCUUUACGCGAUGCUUUUUGACGUCUGUACGUAAAUAUAGAACUAUGUAGUUACAAAUUAUCUUAAACCAUAUAUCUUUACUCAAACGCAACGUUUAAUACUAAUGGCUUCCGCGAUAAAUAAACUGAAUCUGUAGAGGAAAUGAUCUGUUUUGAUUUAUUUCUUGCUCUUAGUACGUCAUGCAGUUUUGACAAAAAUACCACGGAUGAAUUCUCCGAUUCAAUGAAUUUGGAUGAUGCAAACAAAAUGACUUGUCUGUAAAAAUACAAGGGUUACUUCAAAAAGUAUCGCGUAACAAAAUGGAUAAAAAUAUGCGGUAUUGUCAUCUUUUAUAAAAUAAUAAAUAAUUAUUUUACGUGUCCCGUUUUGAGUGACCUAUAUUACAUCUAUGUGAUCCAUAUUUAUUACAGACAUGUACAUAACAAUAAGUAUAUGUUAAAAUAUGUGUAUAUCACAAUAUUUGCUAUUACUUUAAUAAGCUUGGCCUCUUUGAAGUGUAAUCUAAAUCUCCAAUGUCUUUUUGUAUAUUAUUGAAAAUUGUGAUAUUGUUAUAAAGAUGACGUAACAUCGUAACUGUCGUGUUUACCUGUUUAAUCCGAUGUUAUUUGUUAUUAGUCAAAUGUUUUUUGUUAUUUAUUAAAAACAUUGUAUUUGUAACAUUUCAUUCCAUUUUUGUUAGUUCGAGACUGUUUUUAUCUAAUUGUGUUAUACAUUCAGGUAUUUUAAUGAACGUUUUGUUAUUUAUAGUGAAACCUUCCAAGUUAAGGCCCCAGUGCUCAAAAAUAAUUUGUUAAGGCUAUAUUGUGGUGAAUAACAAUAACGAAUCGUUGAUUUAUUAACAUAAUAAUUAAAAUAUAUACUUAAAAAAAUAUCACAGUCCAAAACUCAAACACGUUUGAAAGUUGUCACAUAAAUACAUUUAAAUGUGUGUACAUUUUCAAUAGCAUUAAUGUAAUCAUUGUCGAGUUUUUGUGCACCGGAAAAGAAUUCUUAUUUUUUUAAUCCUAUCUUAACUUUUUUAUUAUCUACAGCAAAAGAUUUCCCCUUUUGUAACCGGUAUUUUUGACAAGUGUAAGAUUUUUUUAUGAAAUUUUCUGAAAACUUUAAAGUUAUUUAAGAAGUCUACUUGUAAUUAAUGUUUGAUGACGUUGAAAAUGCACACGAUGUGUAGAUAGGCACAUCACUAAUUGACACGGGACAUAGAUUUUCUAAAUAUUAGCAUUUAUCAUGGAUUACAUAUCUGUAGAUAGAGAAUGUGGUUUGUCUAGUCCAAAUCUCAAUAAUAUAUAUUAAUUAAUUAUAUAUUUACUCGUCUUAUAAUAUAUAGAAAAUACUUUUAUUAUUUCUAAUUUACAUUUCCGCGUUGACUGAAUCUGUAUAACUAUAGCGUAAUAGAAAAUUAACAACAAAAAGUAAUAUUUUAUUUCGUUAUUAAGAAAAUCAAAUAAAUUAUUCUAUUCAAUGUAAUAAUGUGCGCAAUAAACUUUUCAAAUAAUAAAAAUAAUUGAAUUAGAUAAAAUACAUUCUUUGUCCACGAUAAAAUAAUAAUAAACAAUAACAAUUGCCUGCGCAUUACUGCGUUGAAUAGAGCUUUUCAGAAAUGUUUUGGGAAAAUAUAGUGACGCUCAUAAAUAGAUUAUUUGAUUGUGUUAUUUUGAAUAAACGUUUCAUUAUAACCAAAUCAUUAUUGGAUCAUACAUCUGUAAAUAGUUGCAGUUCGUACUUCCACCGUAUGAGAAGGGAAGCCACUAUAUCGAUGGGAUCGUGUGAUAUCUACAUAAACCAAGGUAUAUCAGUAUUACUUUCAUGUAUUUAAUUUAAAAAUAUUUGUGUAUUGAUCAAAGUUAAACCAGUUACACUGUUUAUGAAGAUAUUGCGAUUCGAGCUAGUAUAAAAGAAAAGCGCACAGUAUUCAUUAUAAUCUCAUCAAAAUAUAUAAUAACUAACAAACGUAUUGACACAUAAACCUUUACCAUUUGACAAUACUUGGUAAAUAUUAUUUUAUAAGUAUAAUGUGAUCGUCACAUGCAUCUGUUCAUUGUAAGUCUGUUACGCUCCAAUUUUAGUAUUAAAUAUCACUAACAUUGCAUACAUCUUUGUAUAAAUGCAUAUAUGUAAAUGUUACAUGUUUAAACACAUUAUUGAAUUUAGAAUUUUUAUGAAAAAAUAAAUAAAUAUCCGUAUUUCAAAUAUA
This is a messenger RNA of Helicoverpa armigera (cotton bollworm), 12864 nucleotides long. RefSeq names its product protein unc-13 homolog B (gene unc-13). Gene Ontology annotation, cellular component: plasma membrane; presynaptic membrane; terminal bouton. The record is from RefSeq and is a predicted model, not a curated record. NCBI's taxonomy places the organism in Eukaryota, Metazoa, Arthropoda, Insecta, Lepidoptera, Noctuidae. The transcript has 27 exons. Gene Ontology annotation, biological process: neuromuscular junction development; synaptic transmission, glutamatergic; dense core granule priming. Gene Ontology annotation, molecular function: syntaxin-1 binding; calcium ion binding; calmodulin binding. The coding region runs from base 1420 to 9702 and encodes 2760 amino acids.